AUGACCCAGUCAAAGAAUCAAGUCAUUUACGCGCCUUCAAAAGAAGCUCCUCGCGGCACAAAGUCCAUCUUUCUCGCCGGUACCACCACCAGAGUCGACACCCACGACUGGCGCGAGCUUCUAUCCACCGCUCUCUCCGACGUGCCUGUUACAAUCUACAAUCCGUACCGCGCUGAUUGGGACAGCUCGUGGCGGGAGGAUAUCAAUUUCACUCCAUACCGCGAGCAGGUGGAGUGGGAACUUGAAAAGCAGGAGAAGGCCGACAUUGUCAUUGUUUACUUCCACCCAGCUACCCAGGCGCCGAUCAGUUUGCUUGAGUUUGGACUCUGUGCCCGAGUACCUGAAAAGGCUAUCGUUGCCUGUCCUGAGGGGUAUUGGAAGAGGGGGAAUGUGCAAAUUGUGUGUAAGAGAUAUGGGGUUGAGAUGGUAGAUGAUGUUGAUGGGCUAAAAGAGGCGGUUGUGAAGAGGCUGUCUAUUGGUUUGUGA
Penicillium concentricum is the source of this 486-nucleotide messenger RNA. RefSeq names its product nucleoside 2-deoxyribosyltransferase domain-containing protein. The record is from RefSeq and is a predicted model, not a curated record. The transcript has a single exon. NCBI's taxonomy places the organism in Eukaryota, Fungi, Ascomycota, Eurotiomycetes, Eurotiales, Aspergillaceae. Bases 1 to 486 code for a protein of 161 amino acids.